CAGCUUGCCCCGCGGCAAGAUGGCGGCCUGAAGGCUCCGGGCAGCGGCGGAAAAUCAGCCUUUUCCACAGCUCUUAAAAAGCAACAUCUGCCCCAGUUUCAGCUGAAGAUUCAAGGGGCCCUAGGGACUGGAAGAAAAAAAAAAAAUCACACAGUGCCUGCUUGGAAAGAAGAGACUUAACCCCAGCCCAACCCCAGAGCGGCUCCGGCGUUGGGCUGCUCACACACCAAGCUGUCUGUUUAUAUGGAGUGCCUGGAGGGCGUCUGCCGGGAGCCUGUCGCUAACCACACUAACCCGGAGCGCUGGUUGCUUGGGGAGAAGACACUAACCCUAAGCUCUUGGCUAGAGGAAGUGGAGGGGGCUGUGGGAUGCGGAGAGCUGAGGGCUAACUCCCGGACAGCGGAACAGAGAAAGCUGCCGACAAAGAGACGGUGGAGGAACCUCCCAGAAUGACCAGUGCAGCCCCUGCUAAGAAGCCGUACCGUAAGGCACCACCCGAACAUCGGGAGCUGCGGCUGGAAAUUCCUACAUCCCGGCUUCAACAAGAGGAAGCCCUGACUGACGCGGAGAGGAUGAAACUUUUGCAGCAGGAAAAUGAAGAGCUUCGCCGGCGCCUAGCCUUGGCCACCAGGCGCACUGAGGCCCUGGAGCGGGAGCUGGAAAUUGGGCAGGACUGUCUGGAGCUGGAGCUAGGCCAGAGCCGCGAGGAGCUGGACAAGUUUAAGGACAAAUUCCGCAGGCUGCAGAACAGCUACACAGCUUCGCAGCGGACGAACCAGGAGCUUGAGGACAAGCUGCACACACUGGCCUCUCUUAGCCACAGCUGGAUUUUUGCAAUCAAGAAGGCCGAAAUGGAUAGGAAGACGCUGGACUGGGAGAUUGUGGAGCUGACCAACAAGCUGCUGGAUGCCAAAAACACCAUCAACAAACUGGAGGAGCUCAAUGAGCGGUAUCGGCUGGACUGUAACCUGGCUGUGCAGCUCCUCAAGUGCAACAAGUCCCAUUUCCGGAACCACAAGUUCGCUGACCUGCCUUGUGAGCUACAGGACAUGGUUCAGAAACACCUACACAGUGGUCAGGAGGCUGCCAGCCCAGGCCCUGCUCCCAGCCUGGCUCCAGGGGCUGUAGUGCCCACUUCCAUCAUUGCAAGGGUAUUGGAGAAGCCAGAGUCUCUCCUGCUCAAUUCAGCCCAGUCAGGCAGUGCUGGGCGCCCCUUGGCUGAGGAUGUUUUUGUGCAUGUGGACAUGAGUGGGGGUGCGCCAGGUGACUCCACCAGCCCCUCAGCCCCUGGCAGUCCCUCUUCACAACCCAAUGGAGAAUGCAAUUCUUUGGGUACUGUGGGGGGCUCCCCAGAGGAGGAACUACCCCUGCCGGCCUUUGAGAAACUGAGCCCGUACCCUACUCCAUCUCCACCACACCCACUGUAUCCUGGCCGCAAGGUAAUUGAGUUCUCUGAGGAUAAGGUUCGGAUCCCUCGCAACAGCCCCUUGCCCAACUGCACUUAUGCCACCCGCCAGGCCAUCUCUCUGAGCCUGGUGGAAGAGGGGAGUGAGAGGGCUCGUCCCAGCCCAGUGCCUAGUUCUCCUGCCUCGGCCCAGGGCUCACCCCACCACCAGCCUAGCCCAGCCCCUCCAGCCCCCAGCGCCCCUGCCAGCUCCGCGAGCUCCGAGGAGGACCUGCUGGCCAGCUGGCAGCGGGCAUUUGUGGACCGCACGCCGCCCCCCGCCGCCAUGGCGCAGCGCACGGCCUUCGGGCGCGACGCGCUGCCGGAGCUGCAGCGCCAUUUUGCACGCAGCCCCGCCGACGCGGAGGAGGCUGUGCCCGCGGACGAGCGCGGACUUCUGCUGCCAACAGACCCUGACUCGGGCUUGCCCAGGGAAGAUGAAGACGAAUCUCUGAACCUGCCUGUCAGCCCCGAGGAAGAGCGGCAGAGCCUGCUGCCUAGUGACGGGGCUUCCCAUGCUGAGGGCAGCGCCUGGCCCCUCCCCACCGCCGCCCGCCCCCAGCGCAGCCCCAAGAGGAUGGGGGUGCACCACCUGCACCGGAAGGACAGCCUAACGCAGGCCCAGGAGCAGGGUGCCCUGCUCAGUUAGGCCCCCUUGCCUUGCUGCUGCCACAGCUGUGUUCCCAUGUUAACGACAGGCCACACUGGGCCUUUCAGCUGCAUUGACUCUGACUGGUGCCAGCUUGCCUCAUUCAAGAUUUUUCCAUUUCCUCUUGGAACAUGUGUUCUCCAAAGGUAACAUGUCUCAAGCCCCUUUCCCUAGUCAGCCCAGCCCAGGUUGGGCUGUUACAGGGAGUUGAGGGGCUUAUCAGUGUUCACCCACCAUCCUGUUGUAUUCAGGAGCUUCGGUUGUUUAGGGGAGGGUGUCAUUGGGACAGUUCACCUCUGGUUUCCCUUUUCCGCUUGUUUCUCUGUAUGAGCUGCUGCCCUCAGGGGUCUGGCCCAGCAGGCCCCAGGGAUGAGGGGGUAGACUGACUCAGGGCUCCCCUCAGCUGUUUCUACCCUCCCUCUGGAAGGGAAGGUGGACUUAAGAGCCUUGGCCAGUUUCUGGGUGAGGCCUGGCUUCCUCUUAACCUUGGCUCUAGACUGUUACUCCCAGCUUUGGGGAAUUUUCACAUUGAUGACUUUUAAAAAUCAAAUAAAACUUAUUUUAUUGGAAUGGCCUAAUUUA
Messenger RNA from Jaculus jaculus (lesser Egyptian jerboa), 2675 nucleotides. RefSeq names its product tight junction associated protein 1 (gene Tjap1). Bases 450 to 2093 code for a protein of 547 amino acids. NCBI's taxonomy places the organism in Eukaryota, Metazoa, Chordata, Mammalia, Rodentia, Dipodidae. The transcript has 12 exons. The record is from RefSeq and is a predicted model, not a curated record. Gene Ontology annotation, biological process: Golgi organization. Gene Ontology annotation, cellular component: trans-Golgi network.